Danio rerio (zebrafish) is the source of this 9134-nucleotide messenger RNA. Lineage: Eukaryota; Metazoa; Chordata; Actinopteri; Cypriniformes; Danionidae. The record is from RefSeq and is a predicted model, not a curated record.
GUCCUGCCUAUAGGGCCGUUUGCGUCACGUGUGAGUCUCGCGCACCCGCGUCCACUCAUUUGGCACCAUUCGUACCGUGCGCGUUUCCAAGUGGGAUUGUUGUUUGGAAGCUGUAAAAGCAGUCAUCGCGAAAAAGAAAAAAACAGCCGUGUACGUGUGCGCGUGCAUAUGGAAUACCUUUCUUCGCGCUUUUGCUUCCCCCAACUCGUUUUUUCCGUCUAGCAUGACGCGUAAGUGAUGGUGCACAUUUUGGUUUCGUGACUUGUCAGCUGGAUCAGGUUGUGUUGGAUGGAUGUGGCACGAAUUGGAUAAUUGCAUUUUUCCUGUUUAAAAUGCACUCAACGGGAAUGACAUUCCCGUGACAAGUUUCCGUUUUUUUGCAAUUUUCUGAGCAAUGGAGUGAGGCGAGGGCGCACGGGAAGCUGGUUAAAAGGAGCUUUUAUAUCUUAUUUUACUUCACAUAGACUGAUGGGGACUUUAACUGCUAACAGAUGUCUGUACUGUAAUGUGCACUCCUUAUUUUCUGUUUAAUGCCAGUUUGGAUUUUACCUGUUGGAUAUCUGCAUGUCUAGGAUGGCUCGCUUUGGAGACGAUCUGCCCACCCGCUAUGGAGGUCCAGCGGGCGCCGGGAGAGGGGGAGCCCGGGCGGGAGGUCCCUCGGGCGGUCAAAGAAUGUACAAACAGUCGAUGGCUCAGAGAGCCAGGACAAUGGCUUUAUAUAAUCCUAAACAAACCAAACAGAACUGUUUCACUGUCAACCGCUCUUUGUUCAUCUUCAGCGAGGACAAUGUCAUCAGGAAAUAUGCCAAAAGAAUAACAGAAUGGCCUCCAUUUGAGUACCUGAUCCUCACCACCAUCAUCGCCAACUGCAUCGUCCUGGCCCUCGAACAGCAUCUCCCAGCCUUGGACAAGACCCCCAUGUCUGAACGCCUGGACGACACAGAGCCCUACUUUAUCGGAAUAUUCUGUUUCGAGGCCGGCAUUAAGAUCAUCGCCUUAGGCUUCGUGUUUCACAAAGACUCUUACCUUCGCAACGGCUGGAACAUAAUGGACUUUGUGGUCGUUGUGACUGGGAUUUUGACCACAGUGGGUUCACAGUUCGACUUGAGGACGUUGAGGGCCGUUAGAGUGCUGAGACCCCUCAAACUGGUGUCAGGAAUACCAAGUCUUCAAGUAGUAUUAAAGUCCAUCAUGAAGGCCAUGGUUCCCCUUCUUCAGAUCGGAUUGCUGCUCUUCUUUGCCAUCGUUAUGUUUGCCAUUAUUGGUGUCGAGUUUUACAUGGGCAAGUUCCACUUCACCUGCUUCAAAGUGGAUACAGGAGAAAAGGCUGUUGAUUAUCCAUGUGGAGCUGAGCCUCCCUCAAGAUCGUGUCCCGUUGGAACAAACUGUACGGAGUACUGGAAAGGACCCAAUUUUGGCAUCACAAAUUUUGAUAACAUCCUCUUCGCCAUCCUCACAGUCUUCCAGUGCAUCACCAUGGAAGGAUGGACUGAUGUACUAUACCAUACCAAUGAUGCCGCGGGAAACACCUGGAAUUGGCUGUACUUCAUCCCUCUCAUCAUCAUCGGCUCUUUUUUCAUGCUUAACCUCGUCCUGGGUGUCUUAUCAGGAGAGUUUGCCAAAGAGAGGGAGCGAGUGGAGAAGAGGCAGGAGUUCUUAAAGCUUCGCAGACAGCAGCAGAUUGAGAGGGAGCUCACCGGCUACUUGGAAUGGAUCUGCAAAGCAGAGGAGGUGCUGCUGGCGGAGGAAGACCAGAACGCUGAGGAGAAAUCCCCUCUGGAUGGUGCGUGGUACAGGCGGAAACAGAACAACCCAGUUCUAAAAAGAACAAAGUCCAGAAAGGGUAGAAAUGACCUCAUCAGUGCUGAAGAGGGAGACGAACAUUUCACAGACAUCUCCUCUGUCGCACCACCUGGAUCUCCUUUUGCCAGAGCUAGCCUGAAGAGCAGUAAGAACGACAGCUCCUCAUAUUUCCGUCGAAAGGAAAAAAGGAUUCGCUUUUUCAUCCGGCGGAUGGUGAAGGCACAGAGUUUCUACUGGAUCGUUUUGUGUUUGGUGGGAUUGAACACGAUGUGUGUGGCUAUUGUCCAUUAUGACCAGCCGGAGUGGCUCACCAAGGCCCUGUACCUGGCAGAGUUUGUAUUCCUGGGUCUGUUUCUGACAGAGAUGACUCUGAAGAUGUACGGCCUGGGGCCCAGAAACUACUUUCACUCCUCGUUCAACUGUUUUGACUUUGGGGUAAUUGUGGGGAGUAUAUUUGAGGUGAUCUGGGCAGCGAUUCAGCCUGGUGCGUCUUUUGGAAUCAGUGUUUUGAGAGCCCUGCGUCUGCUCCGUAUCUUCAAAGUAACCAAAUACUGGAACUCUUUGCGGAAUCUCGUGGUUUCUCUGUUAAACUCCAUGAAGUCCAUCAUCAGCUUGCUCUUCCUCCUCUUCCUCUUCAUCGUGGUGUUUGCUCUGCUUGGCAUGCAGCUCUUCGGGGGCCAGUUUAAUUUUGAAGAUGAAACACCCACUACAAAUUUUGACAGCUUCCCUGCAGCCAUAAUGACAGUCUUCCAGAUUUUGACAGGCGAGGAUUGGAACGCAGUGAUGUAUCAUGGCAUCGAGUCGCAGGGUGGCGUCCGGGGUGGGAUGUUCUCCUCGGUUUACUUCAUUGUUCUUACUCUCUUCGGAAACUACACACUUCUCAAUGUAUUCUUGGCCAUCGCUGUGGAUAACCUUGCCAAUGCGCAGGAGCUGACAAAGGAUGAAGAGCAGCAGGAGGAGGCAGCGAAGAAAAGUCUGGCUCUUCAGAAGGCCAUGGAGGUGAAAGAGGUCAGCCCCAUGUCUGCUGCCAACAUCUCCAUCGCAGCUUUUGUAAAGCAAAAUCGAGAUGCAAUCUCUCGCAGGUCUUCAGUCUGCAGCGUUCAUUCACCUAAAGAGCAGCAGAGGUCACUGCAGAAGUUGUCCAUAUGGGAGCAGCGCACUAACCAACUGCGCAGACACAACCUGCGUAGCAGCAGCGAGGCACUUUACAACGAAUUGGAGCCAGAAGAGCGUCUGCGUGUCUCCUCUGCCCUGCAUCUGCGGCCUGACAUGAAGACCCACCACGAUCGGCCGCUGGUUGUGGAGCACCGAGAUUCUGUGGACAAUCUCAGAUCUGACAAAGACGGAGACACUUCAGAGGGUCAGCCAGCAUCUAACCACCAGAGAAAAUAUCAUAAAUGUCGAGGGGAGAACGGAGACACCGGCGAGGGACGGCUUCACAGACACCACAGCCAAAAUCGAGAGAACCAGGGUGGCCUAGAGCGCAGCAACAGUCAAGAUGGAGGACAGAGGAACCACCACAGAUCUUCUGGAUCUCCAGAGGAGGGCAUUGGGAUUGAGGAGAGAGAACAUAGACAUCAUCAUUCUAGAAGACCCAGAGAAGUCAACGGGAACGGGAAUGGUGUGAUUGGUAAUGGAGGCAGGGGCGAGAGGAUACGAGGUCACAGAGAGGGUGAAGGAGGGAAUGGAGAGAGAAGGAGACACCGGCCACGGGUUAAAGCCCAGUCCACAUUGGAUGGAGACGAAUGUAGAGAGAAUGGUGGUAAACGCAGGAGCAGACCAACAGAAACAGACAGCCUCACAACCAGCCCUCUCCAGUCUCCUUCUGAAGAGAAGCCAGAAGACAAAGAUAAUCUAAAAAACAGCACUCGAGUGGGUCCAAGCGGAGUCAACAUCCCUGUCACCAUAACUGCGCCACCAGGAGAGACCACUGUCAUUCCAAUGAACAACAUUGAUGGUGACAGUCUGCUGCUGAAUGAGGAAAAGAAGGAUCUUGAUGAGCUAAAUCAGAAUGCGCCUAAACACAUUUUGCCAUACAGCUCCAUGUUUGUGUUUGGCCCAACCAACCCAGUGCGACGACUGUGUCAUUAUGUGGUGAAUCUGCGGUAUUUUGAGAUGUGCAUCCUCACAGUCAUCACCAUGAGCAGUAUCGCUCUCGCUGCCGAAGACCCCGUGCAGGCUCAUGCCCCUCGCAAUGAUGUGCUGAAAUACCUUGAUUACGUCUUCACUGGUGUGUUCACAUUUGAGAUGGUUAUAAAGAUGAUUGAUCUUGGACUGCUGCUGCAUCCCGGCUCUUACUUCAGGGACCUGUGGAACAUCCUGGACUUCAUCGUAGUGAGCGGCGCUCUGGUGGCUUUCGCCUGCUCGAGCUUCAUGGGAUCGCAGCAAAGCGUGACCAGAGGAACUAAAGGAAAGGACAUAAACACCAUCAAGUCCCUGAGGGUUCUUCGAGUCUUGAGACCCUUGAAGACAAUCAAAAGAUUGCCCAAACUCAAGGCCGUGUUUGACUGCGUGGUGAACUCUCUGAAGAAUGUGCUCAACAUCCUCAUCGUCUACAUCCUCUUCAUGUUCAUCUUCGCGGUCAUCGCCGUGCAGCUUUUCAAGGGGAAGUUUUUCCACUGCACCGAUGAGUCCAAAGCCCUGGAGAAGGACUGCAGGGGUCAGUUCUUGGAGUACGGCAGUGAUGGAGUGGCCAUGACGCAGCCGCGCGAGUGGAAGAAGUACGACUUCCAUUAUGACAACGUCCUGUGGGCCUUUCUGACCCUCUUCACUGUGUCUACAGGAGAGGGCUGGCCACUUGUGCUGAAACACUCUGUUGAUGCCACGUAUGAAGACCAGGGUCCCAGUCCAGGAUAUCGCAUGGAAACCUCCAUCUUCUAUGUGGUCUACUUCAUCGUCUUUCCCUUCUUCUUUGUCAACAUCUUUGUGGCUUUGAUCAUCAUCACAUUCCAGGAGCAGGGGGAUAAAGCCAUGUCCGAGUGCAGCUUGGAAAAGAACGAGCGAGCUUGUAUUGACUUUGCCAUCAAUGCUAAACCUCUGACUCGCUACAUGCCGCAAGACAAGAACUCUUACCAGUACAAGAUGUGGAAGUUUGUGGUGUCGACUCCGUUUGAGUACUCCAUCCUGACCAUGAUCGCCAUCAAUACAGUGGUGCUCAUGAUGAAGUUCCAUGGUGCUCCUAAACCUUAUGAGGACAUGUUGAAGUGGCUGAACAUCAUCUUCACUGCACUCUUCACACUGGAGUGUGUUCUCAAGGUCAUCGCCUUCGGUCCUCUGAACUACCUGAAAGAGGCUUGGAACAUUUUUGACUUUGUUACUGUUCUGGGAAGCAUCACAGACAUCCUGGUUACUGAGAUCAAGACGGAUAAGAGGAUUAAUCUGAGUUUCCUGAGACUCUUCCGGGCGGCUCGUCUCAUUAAACUCCUUCGGCAAGGAUACACCAUUCGGAUCCUUCUCUGGACCUUUGUUCAGUCCUUUAAGGCUCUUCCAUAUGUGUGUCUCCUUAUCGCAAUGCUUUUUUUCAUUUACGCCAUCAUCGGGAUGCAGGUGUUUGGUAACAUCGCGUUGAACAAUGAAGAUUCGGCCAUCAACAUUCACAAUAACUUCCGCACCUUUUUUCAGGCCCUCAUGUUGUUGUUCAGAAGUGCUACAGGGGAGGCUUGGCACGAGAUCAUGUUGGCUUGUCUGAGUGAAAGAUAUUGCGAUAUAGAAUCUGGCUACAGUGGGAAAGAGUGCGGCAGCGAUUUUGCAUACUUCUACUUCGUCUCCUUCAUCUUUCUUUGCUCGUUUCUGAUGCUGAAUCUGUUUGUGGCUGUCAUCAUGGAUAAUUUUGAAUAUCUGACACGAGAUGCUUCUAUUCUGGGGCCUCAUCACCUAGAUGAGUUCAUCCGCGUCUGGGCUGAGUACGACCCUGCCGCCUGUGGACGCAUGUCCUACCUCGAUAUGUACGAGAUGCUCCGCCACAUGUCCCCUCCGCUAGGUUUGGGAAAGAAAUGUCCUCCACGAAUCGCCUACAAGCGAUUGGUGAGGAUGAACAUGCCCAUAGCCGAGGACAACACGGUUCACUUUACCUCCACUUUAAUGGCUCUCAUCCGGACUGCCCUGGAGAUCAAACUGGCAUCAGGAGUUCUGGCUCAGCGCAUUUGUGAUGCUGAAUUAAGGAAGGAAAUCAAUAAAAUUUGGCCCAGUUUGUCAUCUAAAACAGUAGACCUGCUGGUUACACCUCAUAAACAUAACGAAUUGACUGUCGGGAAGGUCUAUGCAGCGCUCAUGAUUUUUGACUACUAUAAGCAGAACAGAGCCAAAAGACUCCAACAGCAGCAAGCUGCACCAGGCACACAGAGUAAAGUCGGUGUUCUCUUCAGGCCGAUGCUUCCUCUCACACACCUGCAUGACCAGGAGCCUUUAGUGCCAAAAGGCCCGCCUCCUUCUCAUUUAGAUAUCACCCCUCAGUCAGAUGCCACACCCACUUCUUUUCACUUGACCAAUGGGGAUGCAGUUCAAAGCCAGAGCAGUGCCAUGAAAAAGUCUCCUUCGGGAGGCCCAUCUCAGGAAGUCACACAGGAAACGAACAGAAGGCCUAUCCAACGUGGUCAAUCGGAAGACGUGCCAAACACUUACAGAUCUCAGGAACUAGUAGAGAUGACUGACAUGGAGAAUGAUUCGGAUGUUGGCGGGUAUCAUGUGCUGGAGGGUCAUGGCAGAGCUGCCUCUAUGCCCAGACUGAAUGCUGGCUUCCAGCGGAGCCACUUACGCCACACCGCCGGAGCGUAUCUAGCACCAAUUGCAGAUGUGAGUCCCAUGCGGCGAUCCACAUCCUCGCUGACUCCACAAAGAGGUGCGCGAGAGGUCAACCUGAGCGAAUACGACCUGGAGAGACCCAGGAUGAGCCCGAGCCAGACUUUCGCUCAGGACAGAGAGAGAGAGAGAGUCCACCAUCAUCAUCACCACCAUCAUCAUCGCUGUCAGAGACGCAGAGACAAGAAGCACAAGUCACUGGAUCGAGCCAUCAGCGAGGAGCAGCCGCCACCUGCAGCUGAUCCAAACACAGAGUCGACGCCCAGGGAACGAGCCCGGGAGCGAGACCGUGGCCGCUCACACGAGAGGAAGCACCACUCAUCCUCAGCAGCAGAAAGGAAGCAGCGAUACUACUCUUGUGACCGCUACGGCAGCCAUGAACAUGGCCACAGCCUGUCCGCCGGGCCUAGCCGAUCCACCUCUCCUGGAGAACCACAUGACAGGCUUAAACAGGGAAUUAACGCAGCUAAAGGAAGCUCAGUGGGUCAUACCUCAGGCACCAGCACACCCUGCCGCGGGCGUAGACAGCUUCCCCAGACACCUCUUACCCCUCGGCCUGCUGUUGCCUAUAAGACUGCCAACUCUUCUCCGGUCCAGCUCAACACUGCCCAAUCUACAGGGCCCUGCCCCGCUCGCCUUAGUCGUGGCCUGUCAGAGCACGAUACCUUACUCAGCGGUAGCAUCCACCGCCAAUCCCCUGUGCCUGUCACUCGUAUUGGCUCUGACCCCAGCUUAGGUCCCCUCCAGCAAGACUCGCACUUGUCUGAAGCGGAAGACUUUCACGAUGCCUUGAGCACGUACGGCACCGGUCGCUCCCCUAGAACUACCGCCAUCAUCGCCCACACGUCAUCUGGUGCGACCGCCACUUCUACGCUGCUGUCCCGAAGCCAGAGCGGAGUCCCCAACGGGUACCACUACUCCCUCGGAGUGAACGCGGCUCCGGGAUUGAGUGGGAGAGCGUCUGGAAGCUACCAGGAGACUGAGAGAGAUGACUGGUGUUAACAUGAUUCAAUCUAGAAUGAGUUUUAUCGUCUUUGCCCCAAGAGCAGGAGGGAAACAAGAGUUACGUCCACAGUUUACACUAUUUUCCGCCCGUUUACCAUCAUGAUCGAGCGUAUGUGGUUUUGAAAGGUGUUCUUCUCUUGUUUUGAAUGAAGCAGGUGUCUGUCACCGCUUACAAAGGUAGCGGCAAUAUUGAGGUCUUGAUAGGUUUCAGGAUGAAUAGUUUAGCCUCAAGUGAUGCACCACACUGCUUUCAUUUCAUUAGGGCUGAUUCUAGAAGGGUCACAUAUGGGUGAGUUGAUCACAUGAGAUCAAGACCUCAGACCUCAGAGAGGAAGACGGCCAAAAAUGCAAACUAUGAUGGAAACAGUUGCAGGGGAUAAAGGGACAAGGUUAGUUGUUAGUGUUCGAAAGGCUGUUUAGACUUUUUUGCACAGGAGGCUUUGAUUGAGAAUUCUAGGGAUGUAGGCCAUGUGUCCACCAAAGCAUUUCUUGCUAAAGUCUAAUUUACAUGUUAGAUUUGGCUCUCGUUUGUUUAUAUGCAGCUUGGGAUUCUGAAGCCAGCCACUAGAGGGCGAUCAAACUAUUUUGGCUUCACUUUUCAAGAUGGGUGAGGCAUCCGUGGUCUGUUCCAUUCUGAGUGUCGCGUGCUUGCCAUUUUUAAUGGCCAUCGAGUGUUGACAAAUGUUCAACUUUGCGUAAAAUGUAGCACUUUUACUCAGUCAUCCAAUCACAGAGGAGGAGGGUUAGGACAAAACCCACACUAAUCAACUGUAAUGUUUCUAUUGUAUUACUGAACAACGGUGGUCACAAGAGUCUCCGUAUUUGUACCACAUGAAAUCCCCCAGAUUACCAUAAUAAUAUUAUGAACAAUAAUGCUCAGAGACCAGCUAAGCAGCUAAGUGGUGGUCUGGUCAGCUUGCUAAAAUGCUAAAAAAUACUUUGGUGGGCACACAGCCUUAAGGUUUGCACACUGCUGUAACUCUAGAUCAUUCUGAAAUAGUCAGUCUACUCCCAUCUACCUAAAAAAAAGGCCAAAUUGAACUCCCUUGUCUAUCAGACUGCAUUAGAUCGAAUAUCUUUUCACAGUGUUCCAUUUUGUACCUUGUAUAUGAGUGUAGCUGGACAUUACAUAAGGUCUAAUCCUUUUCUUACUCUCAAGAGGUAAGAUACCAAGUGCCUAAAUUUUAUUGCCACAUUGGUGCACGAUGCAUUACAAAGCAUUUUGACCUAUUGAGGCAAUAAACUGAUGCUGUUCGCUGUAGGGUAAAUGUCACUAAUAUUUGUUUCCUAAAUGUAUUUAGGCAUGUAUUUGAAGAAGGAGGUUGCACAAAACAAAGAGUGUAGCAUUGUAAGGAUAGAUUAAGUGGAUGUUAACGAUGUUGGUCUUUUCAGCGUGUUUUACUGAAACAAUUCAGGGGAAAAUUGAUGAUAUAUUUAAAAAUAUGGGAAUUGCGAUUGAUUUCUAGAGGACUGAAAGGAUGUUAGAAUGUUGUGUUUGUUGGUUGCUAUUGGUGUCAGUGUUGUUUCCA